Messenger RNA from Metarhizium album ARSEF 1941, 1017 nucleotides. Its product is annotated as Glycosyltransferase, DXD sugar-binding motif protein. Gene Ontology annotation, cellular component: mannan polymerase complex. The coding region runs from base 1 to 1017 and encodes 338 amino acids. Gene Ontology annotation, biological process: protein N-linked glycosylation. The record is from RefSeq and is a predicted model, not a curated record. Gene Ontology annotation, molecular function: alpha-1,6-mannosyltransferase activity. The transcript has a single exon. Lineage: Eukaryota; Fungi; Ascomycota; Sordariomycetes; Hypocreales; Clavicipitaceae.
AUGCUGAAUCUUCGUACACCUGCUGGGCCCCGGCGAGUUGCGGCCUGUGUCCUCAUCUCCGCAUCCAUCCUCUUGACAAUCCAGACGCUGUUCGGGCCGACAUGGCUGUUCAGCAAGGACACCAGUGGCGCUGCCAGUGGUCGGGACACUUGGGCACCAGGGUGGUCGUCUACACCUCAAUGGUACAGACAGAAUUCAAAGCAGCACAAACUCGUCGACUUCCCGAAAAAAGUGUGGCACAUCGACGUCGGGGACCAGGUUGACCAAGAGGAUUUGAGUCGCACAGCCACUUGGCUGGAGGUGAACCCGUCUUUCCGACAAGAAUACCUCACUGGUGACAAUGCAGAAGCUUUCCUCCGAGACCAUUUCCCGGACCGCCCCGACUUGGUUGACCCCUACCUCGAGGUGAAAAGCCCCAUCCUUCGUGCUGAUAUCCUGAGGCAUCUCGUUCUAUUAGCGAAGGGGGGUGUCUAUUCCGAUCUCGAUGUCGAGUGCAGGCGCCCAGUGACGGACUGGAUUCCUGAAAAAUACAAGGAUAAAGUCAAUAUCGUCGUGGGCGUUGAAGACGACAUAGCGGGGCACGACCUCAAUCGCUUGGCCAGUUGGACCAUCUAUGCCCGUCGUGGCAACCCCAAGUUCGAACGCGUCGUGCUCUCCAUGUACUCCCGCUUAAGGGAGUAUGCUGCGGCCCGCGGCGCAACGCUCGCUACAAUAGGCACCGAUGAGGCACGCAUGACGUGGCGCGAGGUUAUAUCCAUAACUGGCCCCCACAAGUUCACGUGCUCUCUGUUCGAAGGCAUUGGCGCCGAGACCAACACCCAUUGCGACAUGACAAACGCAACUGAUCUCAAGGAACCAGUGCUCCUGGGUGACGUGCUAGUACUGCCGGUCACCGGCUUCGGGACUGGCAAAAAUGACCAACGAGAUAGAAUCGACAUUUUCGUGCACCACAACUACAAGAGUAGCUGGCUGCAUAACCUGAGACCCGAAGGGAGUGACCCGUCACCGAGGGAAUGA